Anopheles coustani is the source of this 2836-nucleotide messenger RNA. RefSeq lists its product as uncharacterized. NCBI's taxonomy places the organism in Eukaryota, Metazoa, Arthropoda, Insecta, Diptera, Culicidae. The transcript has 5 exons. The record is from RefSeq and is a predicted model, not a curated record. The coding region runs from base 790 to 1968 and encodes 392 amino acids.
UUCCAUCCGCCGUCGAGUGCGCAACGUCAAACUUCGAUCUCCCACGGUGGGCUUUCUUCACCUCUCGGUUGUGUUGUCGGAUGUUUGGCAUCCCGCGGAUCCAUCCAACUCUGCAGUGGACGCGCAGAUUCCUUUUGUCGCGUUAGGAGUGCUUCGGAAGCCUCGGACCCAGAGCAGCUGUUGUUGAUGCUGUGAAGCGGUCGCGCAAAGUCGUUCACCGGAACAUAUUAAAAAAAAGGUGGCUUCGGUCGUUGUUGGUGGCUCGAGAGCUUGGAACCAACACGAAAACAGCAAGUGUGUUGCAUCCGCCGCCAUUGCAAAGAUCCCACAAGCGAAAAAAAAGGGUUCGAGGUCACUUUUCGACACUUCGAUCCGCGCAAGUGAACAUAGGAACGCAAAGCGCGCUCGUCAAAUUGACGUCACGGAAACAACAAAACAGAAAAGUGUAAUUCAUUCGCGCACCGGAAUCUCGCAAGGAAGCAGUUUCGUCGGAGGAAAUAAAGGUUUGUGCAGACAGGCAACAGAUCAGGUGAAACAGUGUUUGCGACCCUUUACGUGUGGGUAAAGUUCAGUGUUCCUUUCGGAAGAGAAAAAUUGUGCAAUAAUUGUGCGCAUCUUACGUUGUGCUAAAACAUCUUUCGAAGCAAACACACACACGAAAUCGGUAUAUUCUAGCACAUUUGUUCAGGUGCAGCGCGCUCUUCUGCGAGAGGCGAGAUUAAAUCCACCCUCCAUCGCUAUCUGCCUUCUUCGACGUAACCGGACGAUAACGGCUCCAUCAUUAUCGCCAUGAGACAAAUCGGAAUUGAGGUCGAGGAUCCGUUGAAGCGGAUACAGGAGGAAAUCAACGAGGUGGCGAGACGCGAACAGGAGCUCCGUGAAGGACACCGGACGGGUUCGGGCGAACGAAACGGAAUGGACCUGAACGACGACAGCCUCUCGUCGACGUCGGGCAAUUCGGACGACUCGGGUCUGUCCCUUUCGCCGACACCGGUCCACUCGCCCUCGGUGUCCAACCUGAAGGACAAGCUGGAGCAGAACGGCAAGGACCACGACGAGCCGGUGCGCUUCGGCAGCCACCAGCCCCGCGCCACCCAGCAUGCCACCAGCAACGGAAACGCCAACGGCGACUCCGACAUUACUGACGCGCCGGUCCUCGGAGGUGCCGCCGGACGGCAAUACCAUCUCCCGCAGGCGAAGGCCCUCACGCGGGCCCGCUCCACGCCGCAGCUCUUCCACACGUCGGCCCCGACCCGGCGCUUCAAUCCGAACCCGAACCAGCGCGGCAUCAUGCAGAAGUUCAUCGCUUCCCGCGGCCGGCUCAACAAACUGGCUGCCGGCGCUGCCGCCACCGCCGCCGCCCAUGCCAACACACCCCAGUUGACGGUCGCGUCCAGCACGAAAGCGGACCCAAUUGUGCCUUCACUUGAUUUGAGCCGCUCCCAUAUGAUGAUGUUGCCGACGGCCAUUUCCACGCCGCCAGUCAUCGAGAGGGACCAGAACGGAAAGCCGAUCCGGCGCGGCUACGUGCCGGUGGAGGAGAAAAUCCAGCGCGAGCUGCGCGAUCUAAAGACGCGCGAGUGCGAACUGAAGCGGAUCCGCAAGCUGAACCGAAACGCAUCCCAAUCCGAUUUGCUGGAUAUGAACUACGACACAUUCGAAUCCAGCGAGGAACUCUCGGACGAGGACAACACGGACGAACCGAUCUAUCCGCUGGCGAGUAAGCUUCGGUCGACCAAAUCGAUCAGCGAACUGUGCGACGCCUUGACCAACUCUAGUCUCUCGCCGAGGGAAACACCUUCGCCACUGUUCGAAAGCCGCACGAGGAUUGGUAACGGAUGCGGAGGCGGUAUGCGACCGGCCAUGUCCCUCGCCCAGCUGUGCGAUCUCGACCCGGAGGAGGCGCCCUCGUCGCACAAACUGAUCGCCCAAUGGGAAAGUCUCAUCCAGCAGAAGCAGCAGCGAUAAAGUGCGCGAAACAAAUGGUGCAGGAAAGGAAAACCGACUGAAGUUCUGGAGCAAAACUGGCGAACAAGGGGGAAAAUGGGGCGCAAGAGGGUUGUGAAGAGGGGAAAAUGUGGAAAACUAAUCUUCACCGAUUGUGUUAACUUAGCGAGUGUGAUUUUUCUUGUUUGAUUUUCUUUCAACGUGAAGAUGCACUUUCGAUGUAGAAUGCUCUUUUAUAUAAUUUUAUUAUUUUUUCUAUCACCAUCUUUUUCUGAUUUCCUUUUUCUAUUCUUGCCACCUAUUUUGUUUGAGUUUUGGCUUUUUUGUGUCUUAUUUAUUGGUUUUACUGUAAUAGUUUCCAAUUGCAUCGCAUCAUCGCGUGAGGCCUAGAGGGCGGUUAAUUAAUCUAAGCAGUGUGAAGAGCACCCAUUAUUUAAUUUGCCUAUAUUUUUCUUCAUCGAGAAUAGAUCCUUCUUGUUUUACAAAAUCACUUCAAAGACAAGGAAAAAUUAUACCAAUGUGAUUAAAGAAAAAAACACAAAGAAAAUUUUGCAUGAUGAUCAACAAACAUUGUAUAACUUUUUCUUGAUGCCCGUGAUCAAAAAAUGUCCACGAUCAAUACGUCUUACUCAGACAUCCUAAAAUCCGCUCAAAUUGUUAUUACUGUUAAAAUAUAAACCAAUGGAGGAUUUAUUUAUGGUGCGCCGCGUCCUAUCGUAUACCGGAAGUUGAAAACCACCAAGUCGCGCCUAUCAACACAUCUAAUAAGUUAAAGUUAAACGUACGAUAUAGUGGAUAGCCGCUUGUAUUAUAUACAUAUUAUAUACAUUUAUGAAACGUUUUAUAACAUAAACAUACGAACGUUUAAAAAUAAAUCGAUAUCAGCCGA